Molecule: messenger RNA, 4582 nt
Organism: Cephus cinctus (wheat stem sawfly)
Lineage: Eukaryota; Metazoa; Arthropoda; Insecta; Hymenoptera; Cephidae
Product: TBC1 domain family member 12
Exons: 2
Coding region: 471-2333 (620 amino acids)
Source: RefSeq, a predicted model, not a curated record
UAAAAAAGUUCUAAUUACUUUUUGAGUCAUUAGCCAUUUUUUAAUCGUAUUGUAUAGUUAAGAAAAUCUCAUUGGAGCCAAAGUUAUUAUUGAAAUUUCUAAAAUGGUGGCACUAGUAUUCAGAGUGCAGGGACCCAAGUGUUUGCCAACUUAAAUCUAAGUGCUGGUUGGAAAAUGUGAGAGGAAUGUCAUAUUUUGUGAAAAGACGUACGUGAAUCGAUUGGAAUCACGGAUCUAAAACUAGCAGCUGUUCGCUUUGACAAUAUCUCUGUUCGGGUGUUGUCAGUUCUCAGGGGCGUAUUCUUCAUUGAACGGGAACAAUUUUUCUGGAUAGAAUAACAAUGGAUGCAAGAAGAAAGUCAAGGAACGGAAUAUCGAGGAGUGAACUUUGGAACCAUCGAAUUGUUGGAGGGACUUAAUGGACGUAGAUAAAUUUUAUGUAAUUCUGAGGUUAGGGAGAGUUACUAACUAUGAAGAGCCCCAUAGCACAACAUUUGAACGGGGACAGCUCUCCCCCUGUUACACCUCAAGGUGCUGUACCCUGCUUAAUCUCAUGCCACGCUGAUCUGGCUAACAGCUUUCAUGUCUUAAAGACAGGGCCACGAGACCCUAGUGGCUAUUUAGCUAAUAGUGUGGCUACUCGGAUAGGUAAACGACAAUUAGUUUCCUUAAAUGGAGAUUCUGUCCACUGUAAUAGUGUAUCAAUGGAUGAAGCAUUGGAGAGCGAUGUGGCAUCUGUGACAACUCCAAAGACUAAAGCUCUGUGCGUACACAUACGAGAGAACAAAUGGUAUGAUGCAGCUAAUACUGUGAUAUCAACUGGUGUUAGUGGUACUACAUUGAAUCAUGCCUUGGAAAGUAUGUCUAUCGCUUAUGAUCCUUCUACCAAAAGGAUAUACUCAUUGGACGAGGUAAGCAUCAAUAAUGGUACGCACCAUAUACCUAUGUCAGAGUCACCUGAAUCUCUGGAGGAUCCUCAAAUGCAAUCCUCUAGUCUCAUUGCAAAAAUCGAUGCUGAUGAAUGCGUAAAUAACAAUAGCACUAGUGUGAAUAACAGUCCCAGGAGUAGUUUACCACGAUCCUGUAGCAGCACAGUAUCAUCUCUUAGCGAAGUUUCACCAUCUGGAAGUUUGCUAGGACCUGAUGAAAGGCAGAUCUCACCAGACAAACCAAAGCGAUGGCCACUGACUACAUUCUUCUCAAAGACCUUUACAUGGAAGCAGAAGGAAUCUGGUCAAUCCACUCCUGCAAGUAGUCCUUCUAGAAAUGUUGACAAGGUUGGUGGUAGUACAGCAUUGAUUCAACAACCAAGACCAGCAAAUCUGCCAGCAAAAAGUGCUCUAGAAGAGGAACGUCAUCGUAAGCAAUACAAUGCUAUCCUGGAAGCAGCUCGGAAGAGAGAACUGCGCGAGGAGAAGGAACGCAGGCAACUGCGUGAGCAACAACUCAAGGAAGAAGAAAGACUCACAGAGGAUUCUCAUACGUGGAACACGUUGGUUCUACCGCGUUUCGAAGCUCUCAAGGAUACGAAGAAAGUUCGCGAAUUAUGGUGGCGCGGUCUUCCUCCCAGUAUUCGUGGUCGUGUAUGGAAACUAGCAAUUUGUAAUCAUCUGAACAUAACGCCAAAUCUUUAUAAUCUUUGUCUAGAUCGAGCCAUGUCCAAUCCGACAAACGAAUCCCUUACAGCGAUAAAACUUGACGUAUCCCGGACCUUCCCUACUCUGUGCGUCUUUCAAGAAGGAGGACCAUUAUCGAAAACCCUGCAAGAUGUUCUAGCAGCCUAUUCCGUCUACAGACCAGACGUAGGCUAUGUCCAGGGUAUGAGCUUCAUAGGAGCUGUAUUAUCCCUAAAUAUGGAUCCAGCAGAUGCCUUCGCCUGUUUCGCCAACCUACUAAACCACCCUUGCCACAGGGCGGCUUUUACUUUGGAUCAGAAGUCCAUGAAUGGGUACUACAAAGUAUACAGCGAUGCCUUGGCUCACAGAUUACCCAAAGUACACGCUCAUUUCACAACAGCCGGUCUCAGCCCUGAUCUGUACCUUCUGGAUUGGCUAUACACAAUCUACGCCAAGGCGAUGCCUCUUGAUGUCGCCUGCAGGGUCUGGGAUGUGUUUCUUAGGGACGGCGAAGAGUUCCUAUUCAGAACUGCUCUCGGCGUUUUACAUCUUUAUCAAGAGGAACUCCUGGAGAUGGAUUUUGUUCGGGGUGCCCAGUUUCUCACCAGGUUGCCAGAGAACUUGCAAUCUGAAGCUUUAUUCAACAGUAUUAGCCAAAUGUCCACGACUGUCGGUGCUGCCACCUUUCAGCAGAUGCUGGCACGUCUUGACGAAUAAUUAACAUCUUACCGCUUAUUCUAAUUGCGAAUAGCGUGUACUCCCGUACUCCACAUAUUUGUAUGUUCUAUUCAGUAAUUCCGGCUGUAUCUCUUUCAAUUAAAAAAAAAUCUACGAAUGUCGAUAAGGAAAUUAACAAACAUGGCUACCGAGCUCGCAAUUGCUUCCUUCUUGUACAUUACUAACAAAAAGGAUCAAUGGUGUGAAUCUCUUAAAAAUGUCUUAUUGGAAUUAUUGAAUAUGACUCAAAACAUAUAUUAAAAGCAGCCGGAUUAAUACUUACAUACAUACAUAAACACAUAAAUUUAAUACGAAGCUUUCAAAUCUUUAAAAGCUUUCGUCGAUGAUCAUUGAUCCCUGAUCGAUCCAGCUAAUCUUUGCCGUCUAAUCAUCAAAUUUUUAAUGAACAUGUCAAAUUCUCGUGUUUAAUUUCAUCUUCUCUUUAUCAUUAUCCAACAAUUAGAAGUCAUGCGCCUGUUUAGUGGCCUUUUACAAGAUACGAUAAGACAGAUUUAAAUUUAAACCGAAACCUCGUGGAUUGAUAAUGCACAUCGCAAAUGUGUCGACCGUCGAGGUUCGCCAGCAGCGAAGAGAUAUAAUUUUUUAAAAUACUUUAUACGUGCAGCGCGUGAUAAAAAUAAUGAACGCGCAGUCUAAUACUCUGAAACCUCUCUUAGUAUCUUAUUAUAUUUUAUCUCUAACAAUAAGAUUGUUCAGAGCUACGAAACUCCUGCUGGAAAAAAAUAUAUAUAAAAUCGUCGCUUGCGCGUCAAGCUUAACACAAAAUAUAAUACAUAAUUAUCCAGAGGAAUGAAUGGUCGCAUUACGUAUACUGUGGCCAAGAAUCUUCUGUGUAACGUAGCGCUUUAAAUGCGUGAUACAUUUUUAUCAAAUAAUUUAGGAACGGCCGCAUAAAAUGCAACUGCCAAUUCGAUCUUAGGCCUUUUUCAAUUUUUUCCCACAACUUUUUUAUAUCGAAAGAAAAAAAUCAUUGUGGGAAUAGGAAAUUGCGCUUCACCUGCACAGAGUUUCUUGGGCGCAGAACAUCCGAAAUGGAUACGCGAUUAAUUUCCUAGUCUUCGGUCGACAAUACUCGUACUCCAUCCGCUCUAUCGAACUACUUUCGACCUACUCACUAUUCGCUGAUAACGAUAAUAGUAAAUUAUUCAUUUGUAAAUAAAUACUCACUGGAUAUUGAACGCAAAAGUAUCCGGCGAUUGAUGUAAUAAUAUUUAUCCUUAGUAUAUUUGUAUACGGCGACAAUUCGCAUGCGGAUUGAUAAUAAUGAAUAAAUGCCACUUUGUCGUGCCUGGGGAUUCCCAUAGUUUUAGGGAAUCCACAUAUACCGACCGAUCUAUAACGAAUUAUAUUUGUGCGAUAUACAAGCGCGCGUCGCUCGAUCAUUCAAGAUUGUCUAGAUUAAUGAUGGAAAUUAUCGUAGGUAAUCUAGAAGCAAUUAUAAGACAUCUUUUGUUUCAUGGAAUCACAUUUGAAUUUAAUAAGUAUUAUUAAGUUCGAUUGUACUUGUUCCGCUGUCGUCACGUUCAAUAUGGCGAAGAUUUAUAAAGAAUUUUACGUGCCAAUCUCUCUAAUUGGGAUUUCAUGCAAAUCCCAAAAAAUAAGAAAAUUUGCUCCUUCUACGAGACGACAGUGAAAAAAAAUAUUAAUAAAUACAGAGACAUAAUUAGUAUUUGAAUAAUUAAAAUUUCAAAUAUGUCCCGAGGAUCUUUGUACUAAUUUAUGAAAACAGGUCGGAUAAUUGGCAAAAAUUUGUUAAUCCUCAAUGCGAGAUCAGUGGUCGUUUUAUAUGUAUUUUGAAUAUCUUAUCGUGUACAGUAUCGUGAGUUUUUUAGUUGUAACAUAUUUUUUGACAAAUCAAAAGUGAUAUUUGUAACUAUAUUGUUCAAUUUAACGGGUUGUCCGUAACAGAACUCGAUAGAUAUAUUAAUUUUUUACGUAAAAUCUUGCGUCGGGACGCUAUCCAGUCGCCACGAUUAAAGAAGCAUAUAGACGAGAACUCGAAAUCGAAAUAUGAAAUUAAUUUCUAUGAGUUUUGAAUCUCAUUAAGCAUAUCGUUUACACUGUGCUUUCCAAUCUAGUGAAUUUCGAGUUUUCGUCAACUUCCGGUUAAAAUUAUCUGUACAGAGUGGCAUGCUUACUUCCUAUUUGCGUGUACAAUGUGAAUUUCAAUAAUAGCUUUUGUAUGACGAAGGGAAUAAUAAUAAAAAUAUAUGUAUACACAUGGCAAA